Molecule: messenger RNA, 3161 nt
Organism: Python bivittatus (Burmese python)
Lineage: Eukaryota; Metazoa; Chordata; Lepidosauria; Squamata; Pythonidae
Source: RefSeq, a predicted model, not a curated record
AUGGGGCUGACUGAAGUGCUUCACAGAAAAGCUUAUAUGUGCAUUGUUCCAGUGAUAGAGAAAUUAUUGGUGCAUUAUCCUCUUUUCUCCUCCAUCCCUCUCCCUCUUUCUACUUUUAUUUAUUUCCCCAUUCCCACCCCUGUUGCCCCACUUGCAGGCAAGAAACUUGGCUUCACAAUUGACUGUGGGAAACUUCAUAAUAUCUCUUUAGGACAAGGGCAAGAGAUUGUGGCAGAGAAGGCAAUAGAAAAAGCUGCCAAAGAUGGGCACUGGGUUAUUCUCCAGAACAUACAUCUUGUUGUGAAAUGGCUGGGGACCUUAGAGGAACUGGUGGGCAAAUACAGUAAAGGAAGUCACCCUGACUAUCGCCUUUUUGUCAGUGCUGAACCUGCUCCAACUCCUGAAGAACACAUUAUACCUCAAGGAAUAUUAGAAAACUCUAUUAAACUUAUUAAUGAACCUCCUACAGGAAUGCUGGCUAACCUUCAUGCUGCUCUCUACAAUUUUGACCAGGAUACACUUGAAUUGUGUACACGAGAACAGGAGUUUAAAAGUAUUUUCUUUUCUCUCUGCUACUUUCACACCUGUGUUGCUGGGAGACUCAAAUUUGGACCUCAAGGAUGGAAUCGAAGAUACCCUUUUAACCUGGGAGACCUCACCAUCUGUGUUAAUGUGCUCUACAAUUAUUUAGAAGCAAACACUAAAGUUCCUUGGGAAGAUUUGCGCUAUCUCUUUGGUGAGAUUAUGUAUGGUGGACACAUCACUGAUGACUGGGAUCGCAGACUGUGCCACACGUAUUUGGAAGAAUUUAUGAGCCCUUCACUGCUUGAAGGCGACUUUGCUUUGGCUCCUGGUUUCCUAUCUCCUCCCAAUUUGGAUUAUAUUGGCUACCACAAAUAUAUUGAUGAAAUGCUGCCCCUUGAAAGCCCUGCACUGUAUGGCCUCCAUCCUAAUGCUGAGAUAGGUUUCUUAACGGUGCUGUCUGAUAACCUAUUCAAAACUCUGCUGGAAAUGCAGCCCAGAAAUCUGCUUGCUGGAGAAAUUAUAGGACAGUCAGCAGAAGAAAAGGUGAAGAAUGUUCUGGAUGAAAUUUUGGAGAAGCUGCCAGAAGAAUUUAACUUGGCUGAAAUAAUGCAAAAGUCUGCUGUACGAAGCCCGUAUAUUCUUGUGUGUUUUCAAGAAUGUGAGAGGAUGAAUAUUCUCAUUAGAGAGAUACGACGAUCAAUUAAACAGUUAGACCUUGGAUUAAAAGGUGAGCUAACAUUUUCAUCUAGCAUGGAAACCUUACAGUCAUCGCUGUUUUAUGACCUGGUACCAGAUGCAUGGAGCAGUCUGGCUUAUCCAUCUACUUACAGUCUUGCACAAUGGUUUAAUGACCUCCUUUUACGAUGCCGAGAACUUGAUACCUGGACACAAGAUCUUGUACUUCCUGCAGUAGUGUGGCUUCCAGGUUUCUUUAAUCCUCAGUCUUUUUUGACUGCCAUUAUGCAAACUACGGCACGGAAAAACAACUGGUCUCUGGAUAAGAUGUGUCUGACUACCGAUGUCACCAAAAAGAGUAGAGAAGAUUAUGGUCAUCCACCAAGGGAAGGUGCAUAUAUUUUUGGGCUUUAUAUGGAAGGAGCAAGAUGGGACACUCAAGCAGGAGUUGUAGCUGAAGCUCGACUGAAGGACUUGACUCCAAUGCUGCCAGUCAUCUUUGCAAGAGCAGUUCCAGUAGAGAAGCAAGAAACCAAGCAUAUUUACAAAUGUCCAGUUUAUAAAACUAAAGUUAGAGGGCCCACCUACAUAUGGACUUUUAAUUUAAAAACUAAAGAAAAGCCGGCCAAGUGGGUCCUUGCAGGGGUAGCUUUACUUCUGGAAGUUUAGCCAUAUACUUGCAGGCACAAGUCUUUGCUACUUAAGCCAAGGUAGAAUAGUCCACAUAUUACAUCAUGUAUAUUUCUGUUUGGAAUUAUCACAAGCAACCCUCAAAAUAAUGCUUCUAUUUAUGCUUAUUUAAUGCACAAGCUGUAUUUACUUUACUGCAUAUAAAAACAGUACGCACAUACAAGUGAACGUACCAAAUAAUUAAGUCACUGAAUCACGUAUGUUAUAUAUGUAGAAUGCAGAUGAUCCUUUGAUUAUUUUCCCCCUCUUUCACAUAAAGGAAUAACAUCUCAAAUGUCCAUAAACUGCAUGUGUGGUCUCAACCCAGAUCAAGCUCAGAUAUACGCUGUUAGACCAAUCUAAGUUAUUUUUAAAAAGACACUUGUAUGUUAUAUGUAUAACACAGCAUGUAGCCUGGCCCUAAACAAAAACUCAAAAUAUCUUAAUUAUAGCCAGAGACUAAAAUAUGUUUUUCUUCUUUUAAAAAUAGUAGGACUACUUUAUCUGGAUUGCAAAAAUCCAGACAACUCCUGUAUGGUAGCAAAAACAUAUAGAACUUAACUCUGUUGUCAUCUUCUGUAUUUUCGCAGCCCAUGGUUACCAUAAAAAAUAGACCCACUAUUAAGAAAUCUUCUUCCAUUUAACAUUAGUAUAAAAAAUGAAAAUAAACUUGGGUUAAACGAUCCAGUGCCUAAACUAGUUGUUUGUUGCCCUAAUUAAUUUGCUAAGAGAAUUAGCAUAUUGAAUAUGAAAACAAACGGUCAAACAAUGAUGAAUGUGCAAAGACUUCCAUACUUUUCUUGCUAUUUAUGUAAAAUAUUAACAAGUCAUAAACACUAAUUUCUGAAUGUCAAGAUACAUACCAAUGUUAUUGGUCAAUGACCGAAAUGAAGUUUCUGUCUGUCUGUCUACCAAUGUUAUCCUUAUUUCACCUCAAGUAUCUAGCCUUUCUUUCACAAGGACACAUAAAUGGCAGCUUAAAAUGGUGUCAAAUCAGUGGUGAAAACUUAUAUUACAUCAUGCUUCUGCAAAACACAAUAUGACUGGGCUAUUUCUACUUUGAAUAUAAACUCCUUCAGUAUGCAUAAAGUGCAGUCUUAGAUGAUGAAAUGGAAAGAAACUGAGGGGAAAUUUGCCUUAUUCUUUGCAUCCAAAGAAACAUAAACCUAUCUUUUGUCAUUCUUUACAAAGCAUCGUGCUCUUCACUUUACUACAUAUUAGCAGAAGACAAAACUGAUAAAAAUAUUCCAGAUUAAGAUUCAUUCCUUUCCCUGUGAAGCUUUUGGCCAUGA